Messenger RNA from Neolamprologus brichardi, 2156 nucleotides. Lineage: Eukaryota; Metazoa; Chordata; Actinopteri; Cichliformes; Cichlidae. The record is from RefSeq and is a predicted model, not a curated record.
GUUACGGCGGACAGCGCGGCCUCCCUCGCCGACGGCAUCGCGGACACAGCAAAUGAGUCUUCAGAGGAAGAGUCCGCAGGGGAAAGGGAAGAGGAGACCGGCGCCCAUGACGCCACCAGCAGCACCACGACUACAGAGGUCCCCGCGGGGCAGAGCUCAAACACACCAGCAGGUGAGUGCAGGGGGAGCUCCCGAGCAUCCGGCGUUCACCAGGGCGGCGCUGGAAGAAUUGCGAUAAGCAGCAUGCAGACGUACAAUCAGACGACUUCGGUGUCAUUUUUAGGAGCGUCCGUACAGAUAGUGAUUUGUAACAACAAUCGCAACGAUGGACGUGAGACUUGUGCUCUAAGUGCGCUCUCGCUUUUACAGCUCGGACUGGAGCGUUACCACGGCGUUGGGAUCCUGGGCUUCAACUCCGUUGAGUGGUUCGUCGCAGACAUCGGAGCCAUUUUGGCGGGUGGGUUUGCUGUGGGCAUCUACACCACCAACUCCCCUGAGGCGUGCCAGUACGUAGCAGAAAACUCCGAGGCUAAUAUCAUCGUGGUGGAGAACCACAAACAGCUGCAGAAAAUCCUUCAGGUUGAAGACCAGCUGCCACACUUGAAAGCCAUCGUCCAGUACAAAGACGAACUAAAAGAGAAGAAACCAAACCUGUACACGUGGGCCGAGUUCUUGGAGCUCGGACGCGACGAGCCCGACGCUCCCCUCGACGCCAUCAUCGCCAGCCAGAAGCCCAACCAGUGCUGCUCGCUCAUUUACACCUCAGGAACCACGGGCCAGCCCAAAGGAGUCAUGCUCAGCCACGACAACCUGACCUGGACCGCUUACUCCACCGCCAAGCACGUGGGUCUCGCCGCGGCCUCCCAGGCUCAGGAGGUGGUGGUCAGCUACCUGCCUCUGAGCCACAUCGCGGCCCAGAUGGUCGACAUCUGGAUCACCAUGAAGAUGGGAGGGGUGACUUACUUUGCUCAGCCCGACGCCCUGAAGGGUUCGCUGGUAGACACUUUGAAGGAGGCGCGUCCGACGGCCUUCAUGGGCGUCCCACGUGUCUGGGAGAAGAUGCAGGAGAAGAUGAAAGCUGUUGGAGCAAAGUCUUCCACCGUGCGAAGGAAAGUGGCCGCCUGGGCCAAAGAUGUGGGUCUGCGGACCAAUCUGAGCAAGCUGAACCAGAACGCGGCACCAGGCAGCGCUCCGGUCAGCUAUCACAUAGCCAAAAAGCUUGUGUUCAAAAAGGUGCGUAAGGCCCUGGGCCUGGACCGCUGCACCAAGUGCUACACGGGCGCCGCCCCCAUCACCAAAGACACCCUGCAGUUCUUCCUCAGCCUCAACAUCCCUCUGUGCGAGCUGUACGGCAUGAGCGAGAGCAGCGGCCCUCACACCAUCUCCCGCCACGAUGCCUUCAAGCUCACCAGCUGCGGUAUCGAGCUCCCGGGGUGCAAAACGAAGCUGCACAACAAAGACGAGGAGGAAAACGGCGAGAUCUGCUUCUGGGGACGCCACGUCUUUAUGGGUUACCUCAAUAUGCCCGACAAGACGGAGGAGGCGCUGGACGCGGAGGGCUGGCUGCACUCGGGUGACCUGGGCAAGCAAGACGAGAACGGGUUCCUCUUCAUCACCGGGCGGAUUAAAGAGCUGAUCAUCACAGCCGGAGGCGAGAACAUCCCUCCCGUCCCCAUAGAGGAUGCGGUGAAGGAGGCCGUGCCGCUGAUUAGCAACGCCAUGCUGAUCGGAGACAAGAGGAAGUUUCUGUCCAUGCUGCUCACCAUCAAGUGCCAAGUGAACCCAGACACGGGCGAUCCACAGGACGAGCUGACGCCAGAAGCUGUGGAGUUGUGCAGGCAGCUGGGCAGCAAGGCCACGCGCGUCUCCGAGAUCUCGGGCGGACGAGACCCUGCGGUCAACGCUGCCAUCCAGGAGGGCAUCAAAAGAGUCAACGAGAAGUCCACUUCCAACGCUCAGCGCGUUCAGAAGUGGGUCGUCCUGGAUCGAGACUUCUCUGUCGGCGGAGGAGAGCUGGGCCCCACCAUGAAGCUGAAGCGGCCGGUGGUGAUGAAGAUGUACAAGGAGCAGAUCGAUAACUGUUACAAGGACGUGGCGUCUCCAGCAACCCCCGACAACCCCCUGCCACCCAAAUAAACCUGCUGGGACCAUUUGCA